AUGCUGCAGCGACUCGUCGUGCCGCUGAUGGGACUCCUCAGCCUGCGACUCGGCUCCGCUCACGGCACAGAACUGCCCAGGCCUCCAUCUGUGUGGUUUAAAGCAGAAUUUUUCCACCACAUCCUUCACUGGACACCCAUUCUGAACCAGUCCCAGAGCACCUACUAUGAAGUAGCGCUCCAGAGAUAUGGAACAGAGCCCUGGAAGGUCAUCACCUGUAACCAGACCCUGGCACAGUCCUGUGACCUCACUGCGGUCACCCUAGACCUGUAUCACGGCACCAUUUACCGGGUCAAAGUCCGGGCAGUGGACGGCAGCCAGCGCUCCAACUGGACCCUCUAUAACACCCGCUUCUCCGUGGAAGAAGUGACUCUGACAGUUGGCAGUGUGAAGCUUGAGAUACGCAAUGGCUCCAUCCUCGGGACAAUCCAGCCCCCCAGGCCCAAGAUGGCCCCAAGAGGUGACACAUACGAAUGCAUCUUCAGAUACUUCCGAGAGUAUGAGAUCGCUCUUCGAAAGGUGCCGGGAAACUACACGGCCAUAAACAAGAAGGUGACACAAGAAAACUUCAGCCUCCCAACCUCUGGAGAGGUAGGAGAGUUCUGCGUGAAGGUGAAACCAUCCAUCGGCUCCCGAACUAACAAAGGAAGGUGGUCCAAAGAGGUGUGCAUCACCCUCACCAGGCUGUAUUUCACCCCGACCAUCCUCAGUAUUGGAUCUGCCUUUGUGCUGCUGCUCUUUGGAGCCCUGGCCUACUGCCUGGCCUUCCAGGUAUACGUACGACGCCGGGGGAAGCUGCCCAAAGUCCUGGUCUUCCAGAAGCCCAGUCCCUUCAACGUCAUCAGCCCCCUUCCCUACCCAGAGGCCCUGGACACCAUCCACCACCUUGAUGAGCAUGCCUGCCUGAAGGUGUCCCCAGAGCUAAGGAAUUUGGAAUUGCAUGGCAGCACAGACAGUGGCUUUGGUAGUGCCAAGCCAUCCCUGCAAACUGAAGAGUCUCAGUUCUUCCUCCCUGCACACCACUCCCAGGCUGGUGGGACCAUGGGGCAGGGGGAUCCCCCAGUGCUGGAGAACAGCUGCAGUGGGAACAGCAGCAAUAGCACGGACAGUGGGAUCUGCUUGCAGGAGCCCAACCUGAGCCCUGGCACAGGGCCUGACUGGAAGCUGCAGGUGGGGAGCGCCAAGCAGGACCAGGAUGAUAGUGGCAUCGGCCUGGUCCCAAACCCUGCAGGGCAGCCUGGGGACACACAGAGCAGCUCAACCUUUAACAAGGUCAGUCCCCUGAGGCCUGAACUUCCUGGGGAAGAAGACCCAACUGAAGUAGUAAUCCAGGGUUACCUGAAGCAGGCACGAUGCAUAGAAGAGAAAUCAGCCAAUGCCAGCUGCCUGGAGGUAGAAACUUCAACAGAUAAUCUUGACCCUAAAUUCCAAACAUGCCUACAUGUCGAAGCAGGCUGGCCUCCUUCAGCUCUGGCCAAGGGCUAUAUGAAACAGGACCCCUCAGGAAUGACUCUCCUCUCAGGGCCCCCAAGUGGACAAUGGAACCAACCAACUGAGGAAUGCCGGCUCCUGGGUUUGACCAACUGUGAUGAGCUAGGAACCUCUGACUGGAGCUUUGCCCUGCAGCUUGCCCCUCUGGACUGUGUGGCAGCCCCAGAAAAUCUCCUGGGUAGCUUUGACUCAGACCUAGUGGCCCUGCCACUGAUCUCCAGCCUGCACACAAGUCAGUGA
Messenger RNA from Chrysochloris asiatica (Cape golden mole), 1731 nucleotides. It is a transcript of the gene IL10RA, whose product is annotated as interleukin 10 receptor, alpha. The transcript has 7 exons. The record is from RefSeq and is a predicted model, not a curated record. The coding region runs from base 1 to 1731 and encodes 576 amino acids. NCBI's taxonomy places the organism in Eukaryota, Metazoa, Chordata, Mammalia, Afrosoricida, Chrysochloridae. Gene Ontology annotation, molecular function: protein binding.